AUGGUGAGUAUCGUUGAUCCCAUUGGCAAACGGGUGAUUGGCUCCAAUCCUCUAGGCACGCAAGCCGCCACAUCACCCCCUGAGACACACCUUCGUGGACCAGAAAAUUACGACACUCCUCGCAGCAGGGAUAUAUUCAAUGUCGCUCGUAGACUUGAAGUCAGUCGACCACCAGUUUCUCCCCUUCAGCCUCCUCAGCGGCCGUGUCUUCUCCAACAACUUCUUCGACUGAUAGGAUAUGGCGGCAACAACAACAACAAGAAAAAGAAGAAGAAAAAAGAAAAACAACCACCCCGACCAGAAAUCCGUGUCAUGACCAUUGAGAAUUUCCAAACUCAACGUCACACCUGCCAAUAUCAGCGUACCUAUAAUCCCACUCAUCGUCUCCUCCCCGAAGAACACAUCGCAGCAUGGCGAAAAAGACAACAACAUGAACGAGAGCAAAUUUCCAAAAAUAACAACAACAUCUCCUCCAAACGUCAAUUCCACGGCCCCAUUCCUAAACGUCCCAAUAUCGAUCCCCUCACCAUCAAAAAUCUCUCCCCCCUCGAACUCGAAAUCUACCACACCAUCCGCCCCAUCGGCCGCUGCGCAACGUUUACCCCUUUUACCCCUGUCACCCCUUUCAGCUCCUCAACUCGCAGAGAACAAAUCAUGCUCGUCCACCCAACCGACCUCCCUCAUCUCCAACACAUUCAAAAUCUCGUCCGAGAAAUUUCUCCGCGAGAUAAAACUUGCAUGGUGAAAUCUUUGGAGGGAUUACUAAUUCCGCAACUUGUGGCUGUGCUGAAAAUUUUGUUGCUCACGAGGCCGGAGGUGAGAGUUACUUCGAGGUCGGGGGAGGGGGAGGGGGGAGGAGCGGGGAAAGUUGGGUUGAGAAGGCCGGCUUCGUGGGAGAUUUUUGCGGGGGGUGUGAGGGAUUCUUGGGAGCAGGUUAGUGUUGUUAGUGGUGGACUGGGAGGGGCGGUGGAGGUAGAGAAAGGGAGGAUGGAAGAUGUUGUUGCUGCUGCUGCUGCUGGAGAUUUAGGGGGUGAGAGGGGGAAGGGUCAGAGAAAAAAGGAGAAGAAAAGGAGAAUUCGCGAUUGGUGGAGAAGUUCAAAAGAUCAACCUCCUCCUCAACAGCAGCCAUUGUCGAUUUUCAAAUCCUUUUCACAAAAAGAGUUUAUGCCCGAAUUGACUCUCGACUCUUCUGCUUCAUCCUCAUCCUCAUCCUCAUCCUCAUCCUCAUCUCAAAACAAGAAAAAUCCCCCCUUCCAACCCCACCUCCGAGGCGGCGGCGGCGACGCUUCUACCAACAAAGAAGCAAAAUCCACCCCUUUACCCUUCGUAAGGACCGCUCGAGCCUAUCUCGGACGCAGUAGCUGCUUGAACGAUGCAGAACGCGUUCCCAGGACCCUCUUCUUGCUGGCGGGGGGUCGAGUGAGUCCGAGGAUGAAAGCUCCCACUGCAGGGGAAUUGCGGAGGAGAAGGCAAGUGGAGAGAGUGAAUCGGAGGGAAGUUGGGUUUGUGGGGACUUUGUUUGGGGUUAGGAGGGUGUGUAAAGUGGAGGGUGAUGGGGUGGGAGGUGGUGGCGGGGAGAUAGGGGCUGAUGGCGGCAAUGGUAAUGGUGAUGGGGGGUGA
Molecule: messenger RNA, 1620 nt
Organism: Sphaerulina musiva SO2202
Lineage: Eukaryota; Fungi; Ascomycota; Dothideomycetes; Mycosphaerellales; Mycosphaerellaceae
Exons: 1
Coding region: 1-1620 (539 amino acids)
Source: RefSeq, a predicted model, not a curated record